AUGGCCGCAUUGAUGCUGGCUGAAGCUGCGUGCAACUGGGGUGCACCACUACGUGCCCCUCCGCGUCCUCGACCUCAUGCCAAGAAGAAGUUGUUUAGCUCGGGCCGACAGGCCCGGCUGAUGUCGAGGAUCUGCUCGACCUCCGUGGCGUGCUUGUCAGCGUCUUUCCGCGUAGUGAACGUCUCGAGCUCGAUUUUGUGGUACACGCGGGAGGGGAUGCCGCUCAAGUACUUGUCGUGUAGCUCCAGGUCGCCGUACCCGGAGCGGUCCGCCGGACCUUUGAACAGCGCGGAGAACUCCGCAGCGCUCUACUUGUGCUGCUGCCUCAUCGUCGAGAUUUCCGAAGCAGGCCCGGAAGGCGGCGGCAAAGGCCGCUUCGUUUGCGAAUGGGGUCGUGGCCCCUUGCACUCCUAUCUGCACCGACACGAGCUGGGCGAAGUAGGGAGUGGCCCAGGCGCGGGCGUCUCCAUCGAGCAGGCUAAGUGCAACCUGCACCUUGAGUUUGAUGGUGGUCAACGACGUGUUGAUCAACCAGGACGGCAGCGGGAGAGGACAUUAUUGGCGACGAGGGGGAUGAAGGACUGCCUGCAGACAAAGGCGACUAUUGUGACUGUCCACUGGGCAAACUUCACGAGGAACGAGUGCUCGAGCGGCCUCGCGGCGGCGACGGCAGUGAAGACGAUUGAGGAAGCCCGGAGGCGGGGUGACGUAGGACAGGGACUGGAGUUGAGGAGGGGACUGCGGACGACGAGCUGGCCCAAGAAUGCGGCGGAGUGUCGUGGGGCUCGGUCUUGGGAGGCCUUUCCAGCCACGGCCCCAGGGAGGGCUGGGGGAUCGCUUGAGGGGUCGCUGAAGGCUGUGCGACUGCCUCAGUUCUUCUAG
Messenger RNA from Postia placenta MAD-698-R-SB12, 882 nucleotides. RefSeq lists its product as hypothetical. The transcript is spliced from 3 exons. NCBI's taxonomy places the organism in Eukaryota, Fungi, Basidiomycota, Agaricomycetes, Polyporales, Adustoporiaceae. The record is from RefSeq and is a predicted model, not a curated record. The coding region runs from base 1 to 882 and encodes 293 amino acids.